Camellia sinensis is the source of this 974-nucleotide messenger RNA. The record is from RefSeq and is a predicted model, not a curated record. NCBI's taxonomy places the organism in Eukaryota, Viridiplantae, Streptophyta, Magnoliopsida, Ericales, Theaceae.
CACUACUAGAAAAAGGACCUUUUGCUACUAUAUAAUUUGCGACCACUUGACCAGCCGUCGCAAAUAACCAAUUUAUUCCUCUUUUACCCGUUUUCCUUCCUUAUAUUUGCCCUACUUUUAGAAAAAUUAAAACACGGAUUGUUCUCUCUCUCUCUCUCGUGAUUUCAUUGCAAAUUAGGUGAUUUCAUCGGUGUCUUGUGAGAAUAGAAAGUAAGAAAAUGCCUCGCACAGACCUUGUGGAGAGAAUUCAGGGAGACAUUAAUGCCAGCAUGCGUGCUAUACUGAUUGAUUGGCUUGUAGAGAUAAGCCAUUUAGUAACCAGUUGUCAUGGCAUCUUAUUGUGGGUUGCUGAAGAGUACAGUCUUGUACCUGAAACUUUGUUUUUGACUGUUAAUUACAUAGAUCGUUAUCUUUCUGGCAAUGUAAUUCAGAGGCAACGACUACAAUUGCUUGGUGUUGCCUGCAUGAUAAUUGCUGCUAAAUACGAGGAGAUUUGUGCACCUCAGGUGGAAGAGUUUUGUUACGUCGCUGACAACACAUACUUCAAGAAAGAGGUUUUGCAAAUGGAAUCUUCCGUGCUAAAUUACUUGAAGUUUGAAAUGUCAGCCCCAACCGCUGGAUGUUUUUUAACGCGGUUUGUUCGUGCCGCUCAAGGAAUUAAUGAGAUGUUGCAACACUCUAUUCAUUAUUGGCUCUCUGUUACCUCGAAUAUAUUCUCUAAUGAAGUUUCUGAUAUGAUGGCAGAUAUAGUGUUUGCAUGGAUCCACUGGUGGACUGGACAGAUGUCUGAGAAGCCCAAAACUUCUAAGAGAAUUGAUGAGCAGUAUUUCUCAAAAAUUGUGGAAGACUUCAGUAGCCGAGCAAUGAAGCUGGAAAGCGACUUGUUCAGCCAUUCUUCUUCUUCUUCUUCCUUUUUUUCCAGGGUUGGUAGAAGAGUUGGCAUCAUGAAGAAAAACGGGAUAAUUGGCAACUAA